AUGGUGGAGCACCGCAUGUCGCUCGUCUUCAACGUCAAGCGCUCCCUCCUAGAGAGAGUGGCGCGCUGCACGGGAGCUAAAGUUGCUCAGUCUGCUGAGACUCUGGAUCGGCUGGGGCAGUGCCAGCGGUUCUGGACGCGGAAGUUUGUGGAGGAGUGGGAUGCGGUGGGGAGCGGUGGCGGUGGGGUGGGGGCGGAGGGAGGUGUGGCGGGGGGCAGGGGGAGGGGGUCUGGGAUGGGUGUGAGUGGAGUUGGUAGUGGUGCUGGUGGCAGUGGCGGUGGCAGUAUUGCUGCUGCUGGGGGUGGUCGCAAGAACGUGAAGACGCUGUUGUUUCUUGAGGGCUGCCCGAUCCCUCUCGGCUGCACGGUGCUGCUCAUGGGGGCGCCAACAGCGGAGCUGAAGAGGGUGAAGAGGGUGAUGCACUUUGCACCCCAUCUAGCCCACCCACUGGCCCCGGUGUCCCCAUCAGAGCACCAGUCGAUCCUGGUGUGGGCGUCCAGCCGCUGUGUGUCGCGCAAGCUGCUGUGCGAGCCACCGGAGCUGAUGAGAAUUAAAUAUUACGGCGACAGGGACAUGCCGCUGGGGCACUUUCUCACUCAGUUCGUGCUGAACCCCCUCUGGCGCUGCAAGUGCGGCAUGCCAUCGCAGGACCACGUGCGUGUCUAUUCCCACAAAGAAGGCUCCCUCACCAUUUCCGUCCGCAAGGCCGACGACAUCCUUCCCCCGACACACCCCCUGCAACUGCCAGGGGGAGGGGGAGCAAGUGGGGGGAGGGGAGCCUAUGGGGGAAGCGGAGGGGGGUACGGGGGAGCCGGGGUGAGUGCGGGAACAGGAGAGGGGGACAUGGUGUGUGCGCCGGCCACGCGCCGCGUGCUCAUGUCCGAGGCUGCCUGCAAGCUGUCGCUGGGAAAGUUUCUGGAGCUCUCCUUCACCAACCAUGUGGUGGUGGGGCGAUUAGCAGCCUGCGGCCACUCGCUGCACCGCGACUGUCUACGUUUUUACCGGGUGGACGGAGUGGCGCCGGCCACGCGCCGCGUGCUCAUGUCUGAAGUUGCCUGCAAGCUGUCGCUGGGAAAGUUCCUCGAGCUCUCGUUUACGAACCACGUGGUGGUGGGGCGGCUGGCGGCGUGCGGGCACUCACUACACCGUGACUGCCUGCGCUUCUACCGGUGGGUGCCAUGGAAAAUGCAUGGUGUGGACGGAGUGGCGCCGGCCACACGCCGCGUGCUCAUGUCCGAGGCCGCCUGCAAGCUGUCGCUGGGAAAGUUCCUGGAGCUUUCGUUCACGAAUCACGUGGUGGUGGGGCGACUUGCGGCAUGUGGGCAUUCGCUGCACCGCGACUGCCUGCGCUUCUACCGGAGAUUUCGAGUGGGGUUGAGGAGAUUAGAGGUGGUUGCUUUUGAGGAGGAUGCAGAGUGCCAUGGCGUGGGAAAGGGGCACGGUAGGUGGAGGAGAGUGCAGGUGGCAGGGUGCGGACUGAACGUGAAGUCGUAUGCCAACAACAACCAGAUGGCCAUCAUGCCGGACGAGCGAGUGCAGGUGCUCGAGUGGAAUCGCCGCUACCUCAUAGUGCUUGCAGUGGCCAACAGACGGCUCUACCAGCUGCGCCUGCAGGUGCCCGAGAGGCUCCUAGAUGCUGAGAGGCCCGUGCUGCGGCAAGUCAUGGACUCUUUCCGGGUAUUCAGCGUUGCGGAGUAG
Molecule: messenger RNA, 1698 nt
Organism: Closterium sp. Yama58-4
Lineage: Eukaryota; Viridiplantae; Streptophyta; Zygnematophyceae; Desmidiales; Closteriaceae
Source: the annotation of a GenBank genome assembly